AUGGACGUUGCCAUUCUUCGCCUUGGCUCCUACGAGUCCUCGCCCUUUCGGAGCAUCGUCGGUGCUUACGACCCGCCGAGACGGCCGCCGCUGUCCAGCCUCAUCAGCACCGCCGUCUCCCAGGUCCCAUGGAUCCGCCGCCUCUCCCGCUUCUCCCAGUCGGGCAUUCUCCAGGCCGUCAUCCUCGCCGUCUCCCUCGCCUGCGUAGCCGUCGCUUGUCUUUCUCGGCAUCGCAAUGGCCGCCCAGGCGCCAAGCCCAAGGCCUCAUCCAUCCCCUGGCGCUUUGAGCUGCUCUCCCAGGCCUCCAGGGCCGCUGCCUUGACCUUUCUCGCCGUCGCCUAUGUGCGCCGCCGCACUCACUGGCCGAGUCUCGUCCUCCUCGUCUAUCUCUUCGUCCUCGGGCUACUGCGGCUCUCAAGACAUCUCCAGUGGCGCCAAGCGGCCCUUCACCAGGUCAACUUUGUUACGGUCGCGUCCCUGGCCAUGCUCGUGGCGACUCACUUUCUUCCCUGUGUUCAGACGGGAAUCCAGUGCACCAUCGACCCCAGCAUCCUCGGCGCCGCGGCUUCUCUCCUGGUCGCCCUCGUCUUGGCCAUGUUCACUCCGAGAGCAUGGGUCCUGCCCCAGAUAGAUGACCACGAUGACACCCCCGGCCUUGAGCUUCCAGGCGAGCCCACCCUGGAGGAAACGUGCAGCUGGAUCAACUACUAUUGCACCUACGAGUGGCUCACGCCCGUCAUCUGGAAAGGUACCACGGGAAAGCUCGACAUGUCGGGUAUUCCCAAGCUGGCCUGGUACGACGAGCCCCUCUAUCUCCUUCGCAAGGUUCAAGUUGCUCGCUCCAUUUCAAAGACCACCUUGUGGACGACGCUCCGGUUCCAGAGGGUAGAGCUGCUCCUCAUGUCCCUCUGGGUCGGCUGCAGCUAUAUCGUGGAAAAUAUCGCACCGUUCGCCAUGUUUAGGUUGCUGCAAUAUCUCGACGCUCCUGCUGAUGCCGUCUACCACCCCUGGGUCUGGCUGAUCCUCAUGUUUUCCGGGCCAGUCUGUCGAUCCAUUCUCUACCAGCAAUACAUAUUCACCUCUACCCGGCUCAUAGUGCGCAUCAAGUCGGCCAUGACGCAGGAACUCUACCACAAGGCAUUGCAGUCCAUGGAGAUCGAGGACGACCCUUUCCAGGCGAGCGGUGACAAGGCCAAGCCUGACAACGACAGUGACAAGGCGCAAAAGUCAACCUCGGCCGGGCGGCUAGCCAACUUGAUGGCUGCCGAUGUCGACGCCAUCUUCCGGGCCCGCGACAUGAUUAUUGUCCUGGUCGGCGUCCCAUCGGGCACCGUCAUAUCCCUCAUCGGCCUGUACAAGAUGCUCGGCUGGGCCUCCCUCGUCGGGACCUUUGUGUUGUUCCUGGGAGUACCCCUUUCUGUCUGGUUCGGCAAGAUGAUGUAUGGGACGCAGAAACGAGUCCGAAAAGCACAGGAUGCUCGCAUCUCCCUCGUAACCGAGUACCUGGCUUCCAUACGGGCCAUCAAGUACUUUGCCUGGGAGACGCCCAUUACCGAAAAGCUUGUCGCCGCUCGAGCCGUUGAGCAAAAGGGACUAUGGGGGCUCGCAGUGUUGCAAACCACUAUCAAUGAAAUCUCCCACAUCUUUCCGUAUCUUGCUCUACUCGUCUUGUUUGGUCUGCACGUCGGACUCGACAGGAAGCCCCUGGAAGCCUCGACCGCCUUUACAACCCUAUACCUGGUCAAGAACAUUCGCAGAAACAUCAUGAUGGCCAGCAUGUUUUCCCGCAACUUCGCGGGCGCCCUCGUCGCUUUCGGCCGGCUGGAUAAGUACUUUGAAAGCACUGUUCCGCUCGUCAAGUAUCCUGCCGGUCCCUUGCGCAUCGAACGAGGCCACUUUCGCCGAAGCAAGAAGGCCACCUUCAGUCUUCGAGACAUCAACCUCGAUUUUGUCGAGGGCGGCCUCAACGUCGUCACUGGACAGAGCGGCUGUGGAAAGUCGACCCUCCUGCUCGCCAUCCUUGGCGAGACCUACCUGGAAGGCGGGAGCGUCACGGCCCCGGAAGACAUUGCAUUUGCGUCUCAGUCAGCCUGGCUCCAGAAUGAAACCAUCCGCGACAACAUCCUCUUCGGGAGCCCCAUGGAAGAAGUUCGCUACGGCCGGGUGCUGGAGGCCUGCUGCCUCCCCGAGGAUUUGCGCGAGUUGCCCCUGAGAGAUCAGACAGCAGUGGGCGAGAACGGGACGUCUCUGUCCGGCGGACAAAAAGCCCGAGUUGCCCUGGCUCGAGCGUUGUAUUCCAAGGCUCCGCUGCUACUUCUAGACGACGUCUUCUCGGCCCUGGACGCCAAGACGUCGGCGGGCGUGUGGAAGCAUUGCUUCUGUGGCGACUUGCUGCGGGGGCGGACGACGGUCCUCGUCACUCAGGUCCCGUGGAUCUCUGCUCAAGCAGACCUUUCCAUAAUGCUCGACGGUGGCCAGGUCAAGAGCGUGGAUCCCAACAUUGGCGUUGUUCGCCGGCCUAUCAAGAUUGCCGAUGUCCUCGGGGGCGGCGAUGACGACGGAAACGGGAGAGAAGCGGACAAGGUGCCCGAGCCGGAGCUCCAGCCCAACGGAGAUGGGUUCAACGACACCAGCAAGGUGGCCCAAGACGCCUCCGUCCGCAACGACGCCGUGGAUCAGGAGAUGAAGGCGACGAGCAAGGCGGGCCGCCUGGGCAUGCUCCAGUACAUGGGCUACUUUGGCCACCCGCUGUUUGCCGUCGUCUGCCUCGUGGGCCUCCUCCUCGCCAAUGUCUUCUUCUUCUCGACGACCCUAUGGCUGUCGGUCUGGGUCGAAGCCUACAACCACAAUGCGCACGUCGACGUUGCCUUUUACAUGGGCAUCUUUGCGCUACUGGUUUUUUCCGAGCUGAUGUCGUACGGCGUCAUCGUCAUCGCGUUCGAAUGGGGCUCGUGGCGCGCGGCACGCAGGCUGCACAACGACUUUAUCCGCGCCGUCAUGAGGGUACCGCUAUCAUGGUUCAAGGCGGUACCCGUGGGCCGCAUCACAAACCGCUUCUCGGGCGACAUGGCGUCGAUUGACGGCGCGCUGGGCGCCAUGCUGCGUGCGUCCCUCGACACCAUCAUCCAGCUCCUCUUGCGCGUCGGCGCCGUCAGCGCAAUCAUGCCCGUCUUCAUGCUGCCCGGCCUGGCGGCCUGCUGCGUCGGCAUCGUCGUGGGCGAGAUGUACACGCGCACCGCCGUCGUCAUCAAGCGCCUGACCUCGUCGGCCCAGUCGCCCGUCUUCUCGCAGUUUGCAGACACGCUCGCCGGCCUGCCCGUCAUCCGCGCCAGAACCGGCAUGGCGGGCACGUUUGGCGCCGAGCUGGCCGACAAGCUGCGCGUGUGGUCCGCCGCGUCCGAGACGAACUACAACUGCAACCGCUGGGUCGCGGUGCGCAUCGACCUCGUCACUGCCCUCGUCGCCCUCUCGGCCGGCAUCAUUGCCGUGUCCAAGGUCGGGCUUGUCGGAGCUGGCUUGGUCGGCUUCUCUCUCACCAGUGCCAACGAGCUGAGCCAGACGAUUCUCAUGCUCGUGCGCAGCAUGAAUGAUCUCGAGGUGGAGAUGCAAAGUUUCCACCGCGUCAAGGAAUACGUCAAGCUCGAGCCCGAGGGCAAGGACGACAGGCCAUUCGCGGACCAGGCCGAAGGGGGCUACACCGACAAUGACGCCCGCGUCAUCCCCGAAGGCUGGCCGUGCUCGGGGCAGGUCGAGUUUCGCAGCGUGACGGUGCGGUACGACCCCGGCGGCCCGGACAUUCUCUCCGACAUUAGCCUCACGUUCAGGGCCGGCCAGCGGGUCGCCAUCGUCGGAAGGACGGGGUCGGGCAAGAGCACCCUGGUCCUCUCCCUCCUGCGCUUCACCGACAUCGUCUCGGGCCAGAUCCUCCUCGACGGCGUCGACAUCACAAAGGUGCCCCGCCGCCGCCUCCGCGAGAGCCUCACCAUCAUCCCGCAGGAAGCCGUCCUCUUCAGCGGCUCCGUCGCCUCCAACCUCGACCCGACGGGCCUCGCCUCCCGCGCACGCCUCGACGCCGCCCUCGACAACUGCAAGGGCAUCGCGUCCUUUUCCUCCGGCGGCGGCGACGACGACGACGACGACAACCACGUCCAUGGGGCCGCGGCGGUCAACGGCAACGAGGCCAUUGCCCUCGCCACGGAGGUGCACGCCCGCGGGGACAACUUCUCCCACGGCCAGCGCCAGGUGCUCUCGCUGUGCCGGGCGCUCGUCCGCGACAGCCGCCUCAUGCUCCUCGACGAGGCCACGGCCAGCAUGGACUACGCGACGGACCGCGGCAUCCAGCGCGUCCUGCGCGCCGAGCUCCAACGCGCCGACGACGACGGCGGCGGCAGCGGGCGCACCCUCGUCACCAUUGCCCAUCGCCUGCGCACAAUCAUCGACUACGACGUCGUCGUCGUCAUGAGCGCGGGCAGAGUUCUCGAGCAAGGCUCGCCCAAGGACCUCUACGAUUCCAGGGGCCAGUUCUACGACAUGGUCUGCCACAGCGGCGAGGAGACCGAGCUGCGCGAGUUCCUCGAGGAGAGCUGA
Messenger RNA from Hirsutella rhossiliensis, 4587 nucleotides. RefSeq names its product ABC transporter domain-containing protein. Gene Ontology annotation, biological process: transmembrane transport. Gene Ontology annotation, cellular component: membrane; fungal-type vacuole. The transcript has 6 exons. The record is from RefSeq and is a predicted model, not a curated record. Gene Ontology annotation, molecular function: ATP binding; ABC-type peptide transporter activity; ATP hydrolysis activity. Lineage: Eukaryota; Fungi; Ascomycota; Sordariomycetes; Hypocreales; Ophiocordycipitaceae. The coding region runs from base 1 to 4587 and encodes 1528 amino acids.